Messenger RNA from Caenorhabditis briggsae, 507 nucleotides. The transcript is spliced from 4 exons. Bases 1 to 507 code for a protein of 168 amino acids. NCBI's taxonomy places the organism in Eukaryota, Metazoa, Nematoda, Chromadorea, Rhabditida, Rhabditidae. The record is from RefSeq and is a predicted model, not a curated record.
AUGCGGUCGGGCGGCCGAAAAAGAAGAGGGCACCGAAGAAUUUCAGAAGAACUCACCACGAGAUGCCGUCUUUUCACACUUCUCACUUGCAUUUUUUUAAUCAUUCAGCCAACGUCCAGUCUAACAUGCCUAACCUGUAUGUACACAUCUUCCACAACUCAACUAGACAACUUCCGUGUAUCAACUCGUCUGUCUCGUCCCCAAUGCUCCAUGGAACCCAUAAAGUGCGAUCGCGAUCAAGACGUCUGUGUCACGAUCACAAUGCAUGUUGGCGGCGGAGACUACUGGAUGGGUGCUGGCUGCGAUCGACGUGUAAAUUUUCAGCACAUGAGUUGCCAAAACGUUCGGACAAUGUCUCGAAACGUUCAACUAGGAUACGUACAAGAGCGUCGAGCUAUGCAACGUGUCUGUGUAUGCGCUCGUGAUCUAUGCAACCAUCAAUCGACACCGUUUCAAAAAUUCGCGACGUUCGCCGUCGUCCUUCUGUUCUUUCUCUUCCUGUCAUAG